Notechis scutatus (mainland tiger snake) is the source of this 491-nucleotide messenger RNA. Lineage: Eukaryota; Metazoa; Chordata; Lepidosauria; Squamata; Elapidae. The record is from RefSeq and is a predicted model, not a curated record.
AUGAUCCAGCCGUUCAUCUUGCGCAGAUCGAAAAGGGACGUUGAGAAACAGCUGACGAAGAAGUACGAACACGUGCUCAAGUGCCGGCUUUCCAACAGGCAGAAAAUGAUGUACGAGGACGUCAUUCUCCAGCCCGAGACCCAAGACGCUGUGAAAAGCGGGCACUUCGUCAGCGUCCUUCACGUCUUGAUGCAGCUGCAGAAGAUCUGCAACCACCCGGAUCUGAUCAACCCUCGGCUGUGCGGCUCCUCUUAUGUCUCGGAGGCAUUGCAGUUCUCGACCGCCUCGCUGGCCUUAAAAGCCUUGGAGAGCAACCUGUGGAAGGUUGCAGACCUGAGUCUCUUUGACCUGAUUGGGCUCGAGAAGAAAAUGACGUGGUAUGAAUCCCAGGUGGUGCCAAAGCAAAAAAUAACCCGGAAGCUUAUCGAAGAGAUUUACACCUCUCCCCUGCCGCCUCCUAGGCCUACUCCCGUCAAGCUGAAGCCCAACAG